CAGGUAAAUGAAAUGUUCUCGUUUUGUAUUGAACAAAUUUUGAGACAGGAGUUGUCUGUCCCUUUAAAUCACGGACGGGAGGGCGUCAACGGCAAAGUGGGUGAAAGGUCAAACCACUGACUGGCGAGAAAAAACGUCUACAAAAGUUUCGUUUCGCGUUUAGGUAAAGAAACCGGAAAAAGAGUCGUAUAGUUGUACGCUCACCCCCACAAAAGUUUGCAUAGAUUUCCUCCGAAGAAACGCCGACGCCAUGUUGACGAGAGCCGCAGCCGCCGACCUGAGGCGGAUGUACGCCUCCACCCUUUCACAAUAAAGCGGAAAGGGCGGGGCGGCGACGAGUCCGCAUCCUCCAUUUCUCUCUGGUGGGGAGAGUCGGGCCAAAGUACGGCGUCAGAUCUCGGUCGUCGCUCGAUUGUUACCCGCCGAACAACCGAGACUCUUGUUUUGAAGCUCUUCCGGUGAUCCUCGCCGAAAUCGUCGGUCGGUCGGUCGGUCGAUCGAUCGAUCGAUCGACCGCGCGUGUGCGAUGUCGUCCCGGAUCGAAGGCGAUCGGGAUUCGGAGCCCCAACUCAUUUUGAUUUUCAGCGGCAAACGCAAGUCGGGAAAAGACUACGUCGCGAAUCUCCUCGUCGAUCGGUUGGGAGACGACGUCUGCGACGUGGUUCGACUCUCGGCGCCUCUCAAAGCGGCUUACGCGCAGGAGCACGGCCUGGAUCUGGAGCAGCUUUUGGGCACGGGCGCUUACAAAGAAGAGUACCGGGCCGACAUGAUCCGCUGGGGCGAAGCUCGGCGCCGCGGAGACCCCGGUUUCUUCUGCCGCCUGGCCACCCGAGGGGCGAGCCGGCCCGUUUGGGUGGUGAGCGACGCGCGGCGGAUGUCGGACCUUCGCUGGUUCCGGUCCCGCUUUCCCGGCCGGACUCGCUGCAUCCGCGUGGAGAGCCGGCAAGAAACCCGCGGGCGGAGGGGGUGGAGCUUCACCGCAGGCGUGGACGACGCCGAGUCCGAGUGCGGCCUGGACAGCGGGGCGGACUUCCAUUGGACCGUCACCAACGAGGACGACGCCCCCUCGCUGGAUGAGCAGCUGCGGCCCGUCUUGGCGCUGGCGAACCAAGCCGCGGCUCCAGCGGGCGCGGCGCCGUGACUCGAGCCGCCGGCCCUGGUUCCCGAUCGGACCGCCCGUUUCGCCCGACCCCCGCCGCCUCACGGAAAGAAAACGGCGAUCGUAACAGAAAUCCCAUUUGGGGAUCGACGACCGUAAAGUCAAGAGUCAAAAUGAUUUUUGGUAUCCAAAACGAGGUCCGUGUUGAACUUCGGUUCGGGAUGGAAUUUGACGGCCAAUAAAGAUGUCGGACAAAUGAGCUGGAAUGUGCGUUUAUUUUAUUUUAGAAAAAAAAAAAUACCCAAAGCUGCCAGGACGACAGCGUAAGACUCUUUCGACGGGGCGGGCGCGUCCCCGAUUGGCCCCCGAACCCGGCCCGGGCCCCCGGGCUUUGGCGGAAAAAAAUACUCGGAACGAGCGAACGGACGUCGGCGGAACGUUCAGCAGGAGUUGAGCUCCUCCAUGGUCUGGUCCAGCGUGGCGUGGAGCUCGGCGUUGGCCGCUUUGGCCGCCGCCAGCGAUUCUGUCGGAACGGGAGAGCCGUCAGGCACGGGGGCGCCGGCCGGACGAGCCCUCGCUCGCUCGCUCGCUCGCUCGCUCGCCUACCUUCCAGGUCGUCCACGCACUUCUCCAGUUUGGCCACCUGGCGCUCGGCGGACUCCGCCCGGUUCUCCGCCUGGAGAGAAAGCCCGUGCUACAUAAAGUGCCAAAGCGGCGGAUGGUGGCGAGCGUGCCUCACCUCUGUCAGUUUGCUCCUGAGGCUACCGAUCUCCAGCUCGGAGCGCUCCUCCUGUUGGCAGAACUGCCCAGAAACGGCGGCGUGAGAUAAACGCCGCGUCCCUCCGUCCGUGGCUCCCGCGCUCCUCUUACCUUCUCGGCCUGAGACUCCAAACUCCUGGACGUGGCCACCAGACUCUUCAGCUCGUCCUCCAGCUCGCGACCUUUGCUGCGUAAAGGAACGGGCGCCGUCACCGCUCGGCUCUUUUGACCCUCCCCGCCGGUCCCGAUAGCAAGAGUUCAAAGAGUCGGCGGCGGCCGCCG
Corythoichthys intestinalis (scribbled pipefish) is the source of this 2140-nucleotide messenger RNA. It is a transcript of the gene pmvk, whose product is annotated as phosphomevalonate kinase. NCBI's taxonomy places the organism in Eukaryota, Metazoa, Chordata, Actinopteri, Syngnathiformes, Syngnathidae. The transcript has 5 exons. Gene Ontology annotation, biological process: cholesterol biosynthetic process; isopentenyl diphosphate biosynthetic process, mevalonate pathway. Bases 527 to 1141 code for a protein of 204 amino acids. Gene Ontology annotation, cellular component: cytoplasm. The record is from RefSeq and is a predicted model, not a curated record. Gene Ontology annotation, molecular function: phosphomevalonate kinase activity.